Messenger RNA from Anas platyrhynchos (mallard), 865 nucleotides. The record is from RefSeq and is a predicted model, not a curated record. Lineage: Eukaryota; Metazoa; Chordata; Aves; Anseriformes; Anatidae.
GCAGGCUCCAUCAUCCACUUCUCUUGCCUUCUCCUCCUUGGCGAACAAGGUGCGCCUCCAUCCCACAGCCAUGUCGUGCUACGAUCUGUGCCGUCCCUGUGGGCCAACCCCACUUGCCAACAGCUGCAACGAGCCCUGUGUCCGGCAGUGCCAGGACUCCCGUGUGGUGAUCCAGCCCUCUCCCGUGGUGGUGACCCUGCCCGGCCCCAUCCUCAGCUCCUUCCCCCAGAACACUGCUGUGGGAUCUUCAGCAUCUGCUGCCGUUGGUAGCAUCCUGAGUGAGGAGGGAGUGCCCAUCUCCUCCGGGGGCUUUGGCCUCUCUGGCUUUGGUGGCCGCUACAGUGGCAGGAGGUGCCUGCCCUGCUAAAGCCCACGAGGAUGUCCAGUGAUCACAUCGACCACGAAGCCCGAAGCCAGGUGCCAGACUGAGGACGGAGCUGCUGGCCAGAGUUUCCAGAUGGGCUGAGCACCCUCGUGGCCUCCUGCAGAGCAGAGAGGGAAGCCAGGGUGCCAACCUGUGCUGUCUGGAAACAUGGCAAAUACCUUAAUCUUUAAAUAACUUCUUCUGAUUGCUUCUGUUGCAUUUUUACUUUGCUUUAUGUAAUCCUCUCUUUAUGAAUGAGUUGAGGGUACUUAAUGUCUGAGUAAGAAAAGCAGUGUCUUGUCUGUGUUCCAGUGUUAACGGCUUAAAUGGCUUCCUUCCUUUACAUAAAUAUUUACUUUGCUUUUGCAUUGUGGAGUGUUUGCCUAUCUCAUUAAACUGAGUCUGCAUCUUAAUUUGAAUUUCAUUGUGUUUUGUUCUCUUCUUCCACCCUUUUGGGUGGAGUAAAUCAUUAUAUGGUAAAAUCUAUGCAUUUAUUAAACC